CUACCGACUCUCUGAUAGUGAAUUGAUAGUGCCACAAACGUAUUCAGGGUCUGAAGCUGGACGGGGAUGUUCCGACUCUACUCUACGGAUAUGGAGGUUUCAACAUCUCGCUCUCUCCCUCCUUCAGCACCACACGCAUCAUCUUCAUGCAGCACCUUGGAGGAGUGUAUGCCCUGGCCAACCUCAGAGGAGGAGGGGAGUAUGGUGAUAGCUGGCAUAAGGGUGGGAUGCUGGGAAACAAGCAAAACGUGUUUGACGACUUUGUCUCGGCGGCAGACUACCUCGUCCAGAACAAGUACACCAACCCCAGCCGACUGGCCAUACAGGGAGGGUCCAAUGGAGGUUUACUGGUGUGUGCUGCAGCCAACCAAAGACCAGAUCUCUUCAAAUGUGUCAUCUCUCAAGUCGGGGUGUUGGAUAUGCUGAGAUUCCACAAGUUUACCAUUGGCCAUGCCUGGAUGACAGACUACGGCAGUCCCGACAAAGAAGAAGACUUCAACUACAUAAUCAAGUAUUCGCCACUGCACAACAUAACAGUUCCACCUCCCGACGUCCAGUACCCAGCGGUACUGCUGCUCACAGCCGACCACGACGACCGCGUGGUGCCACUACACUCAUUCAAGUUCAUCUCACAGCUACAGCACACCAUGAAGGACCAACAAAACCAGGUCUGGCCGGCUCCCCUCAGAGUUCAAAUGUUGAUAGUUCAAAUUCAAGUUUGGCCAAAUUUCAAAUCUGAGCGUCCCACCGUCCCUAUAAUUCCGUGUUCUCGUGUCUGUAGGUGAAUCCUCUGACGAUUAGGAUUGAAACAAAGGCAGGUCACGGAGCUGGCAAGCCAACUGCUAAAGUGAUUGAAGAAAUGGCAGAUGUCUAUGGCUUUAUUGCUAAGAACAUUGGUGCCACGUGGAAUUAGGAGAUAAUUAUAUAGAAACACUAUUCAUCUUUAUACAGCUGUUUUAUAGACCACUGAUAAUUAUUCUGCAUCAAAAUACUGUGUAUAAAAAUGUGAUGCUGGAUGUUAUGUAACGUACAGUGAUGGGAAUAGUCAAGUUCUGGACUGUCUUCCUGUUAUUCUCUCCCACAGUGUCUUCUCUGGCCGCUUCUUCUGAACUUCAGUUGAAAGAAUUUCGGAAGCAAUCUUCUCAAUGGGCACCUGUUCCUCACUCAACACGGAAUAGUUCCUUUCUCUGAAUACAGGUUUCGAUGAUGGUCACUCACCAGUCGCUCCAGGCUUCUCACUGCUGCUUCUGCUGCCAUUGGGUCAGUUUUGACUAAUUCCUUGAAUGUCUGUUCGUAGGUCGUCCUCAGAAACUCUCCCAGAUCUCUUCCCUUCCUCGAUGAGUUCACCGGCCAUCUCCCUAUCCCCGACUGCAGUCUUCUCAGUAACGAGAGCGUCUCUUUCGGAAUCAUGACUUCAGGCUCGACUUCAGGGAUACACGUGUACACGUUU
Messenger RNA from Geodia barretti, 1450 nucleotides. The record is from the annotation of a GenBank genome assembly. Lineage: Eukaryota; Metazoa; Porifera; Demospongiae; Tetractinellida; Geodiidae.